Molecule: messenger RNA, 4722 nt
Organism: Aspergillus terreus NIH2624
Lineage: Eukaryota; Fungi; Ascomycota; Eurotiomycetes; Eurotiales; Aspergillaceae
Product: UDP-N-acetylglucosaminyltransferase
Exons: 4
Coding region: 1-4722 (1573 amino acids)
Biological process (GO): protein O-linked glycosylation
Molecular function (GO): protein binding; glycosyltransferase activity
Source: RefSeq, a predicted model, not a curated record
AUGUUACCCUCCGUCGCACCCUUUCCUCCGGUCCAACCACACCAUCAUAUGGACCGUCACCACGAUGCCGCCUACGACUACUGGAAUCCGAUCGCCUUCCCCGCCUCGCUCCCGCCGAAGGACUACGCCAAGGAUCCCUACCAAUCCAUCCCUCGCCGACUCCCAUACCUUCCGGUCCAGCGCUUGGACGAUCCCACGGGCCAUGUUCCCAGCUCGAAACCUGGCGGAGAACAUGCGUUGAGGAGGAAAACGCCCAACGGUACCCUCGCAGCGGGAUAUGAUGGGACGCCGGGGGACACCACGCUUCAGCCUGCCAGCAAACACAUCCUGGUGUCUCCCCUGGACUCCUCCGGCCGCCUGAUGCCACCUCAAGCGGGGUUUGCCGUCGACGGCUGGUCCCAACCGGCCCUGGAUCAGUCCGCCGCUUCCAAACACAUGAAUUUUCCGCCGAUGUACAAGAAUGAAUCCGCCCGAGUCAAUACAAUGCCCGAGAUUCUGCAAGGGCCGAACGGGGCCAGCUGGGUUCGCUCCCUCAACUACAACCCCGGAGUCGACUCCGUACUGAACCAGUCCCUACCAAUGCAGCCACCCCAGCAACGACUCUACUGGCCCAACGGAGCGUACGUGCCCACCGUUCUACCGGCGACCCUUCAACCGUGUCUGGGGCCCACCGCGUCCGCGGGGACCGGUCCAUACGGCCCGUAUUGGCCGGAUGGGGCGUAUAUCCCAUAUCGUCCUGCAGCGUUUCGAGAACCUCGCUUGAAUGGCCCGUCGCCAUUUGCCAAACAUGUCACGCCUCCGGGGGUCCCCUUCUUCGAUACGACACAACAGGCGUUCAAACGGGGUUCAAUUUCAUCGGCGUCAAAUCUGGACGCUAGUCAAGGUUGGCACCCUCCGCCCUUGGGCAUGGUCAACCCGGACCCGAUCAAGAGCCAUUUCCCUCCACGGCAUUCGGAGCAGAAGCCCCUGGAUGCUUCGCAGCGUGUCCUGCCUUUCCAUACGCGUAAUGGAUCCGGCUUCUCGUCCCACCCGGCACCUCACGAAUCGGCCCCGUCAUGGUCGGGGCCUGCAAGCGGACCGAGCGUUGGGCCGACGGCCAACUCGCGUGCGGCCAACGUCGAGUUCAAAGAGAAAGUCUUAUCGUGGGCCCACGGCGUUUACGUGGACCUGUUGGCAUCGAUUCACCAUGCUCGACGGAAUAGUAUGUCGCAUGGGGGCGACGUUCAAAAUGCACGGAUCUUGAAACCGAGCAUCUAUCCUAAACCCCCGCGCCAGCCUGGACUGGACUUCUCCAAUUCGAAUGGACCGGAUGCUACACGCCAUAACAGCUACCCUUCCACCCAAUAUGACCAUCACACCAAGGCAACCUUCCAAGGUCAUCGCCUUCCCGAACAUCCCCCGCCGAAUCAAUUCCCGCUACAGCCGACGUCCGAUGUGCAGAUGCUGGAUAGGCUACGCCAUACAGGGCGAUUUACAGCAUCUGCCGUCUCUCGCUUCCCAGGUACAUCCUUGAACAGUGAGAACACGAUGACGAACGCCACCAAAGCUCUUGAAAUGCUGUCUCAUCUUUGUAUGGAGAGUAACUGGGAGUGGAUUGACGGAUUACUCCUCGGCGGUUGCCUGGCUUACGGUCUAGGUGACUACCAGAAGGCCAUGAGAUGGUACUCGAGAAUCAUCGCCCGAGACGCAACACACGUCGAGGCGAUCUCCAACUUAGCCGCCACUCUUCUGGCCUUAGACCGACGCGAGGAAGCGUUACACCACUGGCUGCGUGCUGUGAAGCUUCGCCCCAGCUUUUUUGAGGCAGUCGAGCACCUCAUUGGCCUGUUGUGCAGCAGCCAUCGCGGGAAAGAAGCCGUGAACAUCAUAGAGUUUGUACAGACGUCGCUACGCCAUCCUAAGAAUGGAGAUUGCUUCGCCUCCGACGAACACGCCAGUGAACCGGAAAGUGACGCUGAAAGCCGAUCAUCCAGUGCCUCUGAUCUGGGGUCCUACGAAAAGGCAUCGUUCGACUACGAUGAUGACCUCGGCCGAACCGUGUCGGCCAACCAGUCCACAGAAACCCCAUGUGCGGGUUUCGGCUCGAGUGGUUAUGCCAUCCCAGGUACCGACAACGGGCGAAUGCUUGCUCUCGUACACGCCAAGGGCAACAUGCUAUACGCUCUCGGUGACAAUGUCGGGGCUGCCGCUGCUUUUGAAGAUGCAAUCCUGAUCGCCGGAGGACGAAGACGCCAUGGCAUUCAAAGUCUGAUCAAACGGAUCUUUGCCGCCUUCUCCCAUGAUUCUCACCAUCCUGCCCCUGAUCAGCAUCCCUCGAAUGAAACCAUCCUACUCUACCCCGAUAAAGCCCUGCAGACGUCGAGACUGGUCUUUCCGCCAUGUGGAACGCCACCUGGAUUCAAAUACGUCGCCGAAGGCCUCGCCAGAAAAGCCGCCAUCUCCACAACCAGCAAUUCGUUGUUGUCUCUGGCGAAGAUCUACCAGGAUGGAAUGUCCAACAUCUCAUCAUCUGGGGUUCCAAGAUCCGCACCGGGUGUCCGAGAUAUCUUGGCUCUGUACUACCUCUCCCUGUCCCUGCAACCAAGUCCGUCGACAGCAAACAAUGUUGGGAUCUUGCUUGCUGGCAUUCAAAACAACUCAGGUAAGGGGAUCCCCCGGUCUAGUGGGGAGAUGCAUCAUCCCGAAAUCCCCGGCGUGGUCCCUGGUAGUGGCAUUUCGUUGGCCCUGGCGUAUUACAACUACGGGUUGCAUCUCGAUGCUCGGCAUGCGCACCUGUACACGAAUCUGGGUAGUCUUCUCAAGGACAUUGGUCAGCUCCAGGCUGCCAUCCGCAUGUACGAGCAAGCGGUCUCAUGCGAUGGUAACUUUGACAUUGCACUGGCAAAUCUGGCAAAUGCCGUCAAAGACGCCGGUCGAGUCAACGACGCUAUUGCGUAUUACAAGCGCGCUGUCAAGGUCAAUCCCGAGUUUGCAGAAGCUGUCUGUGGCCUUGCAAACGCUCUCAACUCCGUCUGCAACUGGCUCUGUGCGCAGCUCAACCCCGCGUUGCAGAGCCGGCGGUUUGGGCCUGAUUCCAUGGCCACCAUUCUGAGAUCAUGGGCUGGUCAGCGCUGGGAAGGUUCACGGGUUGUCAAGCUUGUCGAACGCGCUACGAGGUCGAUCACCUGGCAGUGGUACCAGGAUCUCUAUGUCUAUGGCAAGGAGUAUCCGCUGUCCAAAUACCGACGACCACAGCUGCCUCCAGGCCUUACUGCGCCUAAUGCGCCCACCGUUCUUCCUUUCCAUACGUUCACCUGCCCUCUCUCCGCCAAGCAAAUUCGCCAGAUCUCGCAGCGUAAUGGGCUUCGCAUCUCCUGUGCGACUAUGCGGUCGCCAUGGCUCGCUCCUACUGUGUACAAACCGCCCGCGCCUCCUAACCCCUACCUCAAGGUGGGCUACGUCUCGUCGGAUUUCAACAACCACCCUCUCGCCCACCUGAUGCAGUCUGUAUUUGGGCUGCAUGAUCCCUCGCGGGUGAAAGCCUACUGUUAUGCCACGACCGCAAGUGACAAAUCGGUCCAUCGCCAGCAGAUCGAACAGGAAGCCCCAGUGUUCUAUGACGCAAGCGGGUGGUCGGUCGAUCGACUCGUGAAGCAGAUCGUCGCGGACGGCAUUCAUAUCCUCAUCAACCUGAACGGUUACACACGUGGUGCCCGCAACGAGGUGUUUGCUGCCCGGCCGGCCCCUAUCCACAUGUCUUUCAUGGGGUUCGCUGGAACACUGGGUGCUGAAUGGUGUGACUAUAUUCUUGCGGAUGAGAUGUCGAUUCCCCCGGAGACUCUGUCCUUGGGUAGACGGAAUACACGGAUCGAGGACCGACUUCUUGAACAAGAUCACGGCGAGGAUCUCGAAGACUGGGUGUAUGCGGAGAAGAUUGUCUUUACCCGUGCCACGUUCUUCUGCUGUGAUCACCGACAGAGUGCACCGGAUGCAGCAGACCCCCAGCUCUCGUGGGAGCAGGAACAGGAACGACGCUGGCGUAUGCGAAAGGAGCUUUUCCCUGAUCUCCGUGACGAUGCUAUCAUCCUCGGCAACUUCAAUCAGCUAUACAAGAUUGAACCUACCACAUUCCGCACCUGGCUGCGGAUCCUAGCGCGGAUCCCCAACGCCGUACUGUGGCUUCUUCGCUUCCCCGACCUGGGCGAGCAGAAUCUCCGUGAUACUGCUGUCGCCUGGGCCGGGGAGGAGACCGCCUCGCGGAUUAUCUUCACAGAUGUGGCCCCCAAAAACACACAUAUCUCUCGGGCGAAGAUCCUUGAUCUCUUCCUGGAUACCCCCGAGUGCAACGCACAUACCACUGCGACGGACGUGUUGUGGAGCGGGACCCCCCUCCUGACCUAUCCGCGCUACAAAUACAAGAUGUGCUCGCGCAUGGCGAGUAGCAUCCUGAGCAGCGCUCUCCCCGACUCGGACGCGGGAAACCAGGCCCGCGAGGAGCUGAUUGCUGUCUCGGACGACGACUAUGAGAACAAGGCUAUCCGACUGUGUAUGAGUCAACAGUACGGACCUGGAUGCGAGGGACGCGGCCGCGGCCGGCUGUCCGACCUGCGCCAGAUGCUGUUCCACGCGAGAUGGCGCAACAAGCUGUUUGACACGAAGCGCUGGGUUCGUGAUUUGGAAGAUGCCUACGAACAAGUUUGGAAACGAUGGGUGAAUGGCGAAGAAGGUGAUAUAUGGUUAUGA